AUGACUCCAACUGACCGCACCAGAACAAGACCCCUGGUGAGGGGCCAGAUCAGCCCCCUCCAUGCGGUGCUGUUUGCUGCAGGGUGUGGUGUACCGGGCGUGGCCAUGCUGACUCUGGCAGUGAACCCCCUGACGGGGUUCCUGGGGGCGCUCAACAUCGUCCUGUACACCUGCUGCUACACCCCCCUCAAGAGGCUGAGCAUCGCCAACACCUGGGUGGGGGCUGUGGUGGGGGCCAUCCCCCCCGUCAUGGGCUGGACCGCAGCCACCGGGAGCCUGGACCUAGGUGCCCUGCUGUUGGGGGGCUUCCUGUACUGCUGGCAGUUCCCCCACUUUAACGCGCUCAGCUGGAACCUGCGGGAGGACUACUCGCGGGGCGGCUACCGCAUGAUGUCCGUCACCCACCCGGCGCUCUGCCGGAGGGUGGCCCUGCGCCACAGCCUGGGCCUGAUCGGCCUGUCGGCCCUGGGCCCCGCCCUGGACCUCACCACCUGGACCUUCCCCCUGGUGUCGCUGCCCAUCAACCUGUACAUCAGCUACCUGGCCUUCCGCUUCUACCGGCGGGCGGACCGGGCCAGCGCCCGCGGCCUCUUCUUCUGCAGCCUGUGGCACCUGCCCAUGCUGCUGCUGCUGCUGCUCACCUGCAAGAGGCCGCGGGGAGAGCCGGGCGACUCCGCCCCCGCACUCACAGGCCCCGCCCCCGCGCUCACAGGCCCCGCCCCCGCGCUCACAGGCCCCGCCCCUGCGCUCACAGGCCCCGCCCCCGCCACAGCCCACCCCGCCCACAGGCCCCGCCCCUGUCACAGCCCACAGGCCCCGCCCGUCUCACAGCCCCGCCCUGCACUCAUGCCAUCCCCUACUCCCCACCCCCCCCAGAGCUAG
Anguilla rostrata (American eel) is the source of this 882-nucleotide messenger RNA. It is a transcript of the gene cox10, whose product is annotated as protoheme IX farnesyltransferase, mitochondrial. The record is from RefSeq and is a predicted model, not a curated record. The coding region runs from base 1 to 882 and encodes 293 amino acids. Lineage: Eukaryota; Metazoa; Chordata; Actinopteri; Anguilliformes; Anguillidae. Gene Ontology annotation, cellular component: mitochondrion; membrane. The transcript has 3 exons. Gene Ontology annotation, biological process: heme A biosynthetic process. Gene Ontology annotation, molecular function: protoheme IX farnesyltransferase activity.